CUUAAAGAGUUCUUGAAAAUGGCUCAACAACUUCUUACCAUGGGUGAAACACACAGAGGAACUAGAGCGAAUUUGGCGACCUUUGCUGUUGACCGAUUCCGUACACGUUCUCACGCUUACGUUGAACCCGACGAGAGGAUUAUUCCGAAUCUCCAAGCAUGUGGCUUCGGACAUAUCAUAAAAGUUAACAACAACACCAUAGACAGAAAAUUCAUCCUUGCCUUACAAGAGCGAUGGAGGCCUGAAACCCACACGUUUCAUCUUCCAAUAGGUGAGUGUACUAUUACUCUAGAGGAUGUUUAUAUGUUACUUGGUCUGCCCAUUGAUGGCAAGGCUGUUAAUGGAUCUGUUCAACAUGCUAAUUCAAUGUGUGAGAGAGUGUUGGGAAGAGAUCUAGUUGUGCCUACUCAAGGUUCAAGAGGCCAGGGUAUCAGUCUGGUCUCCCUUAGAGAUUACUAUGAUGAACUCGUCUUGAUGGACAACUUUACUGAGGAGCAUGUUUGGUUAAUGACUAAGGUCUAUAUAAUGUUGAUGUUUGGUAAACUUUUAUUCCCGGAGUCGACAGUAUGGGGUUGGUGGAGAAUGCCGACGCUGUCCCCUGUAGGCAGGAACAACUACACGUUCCCUUAUGCAACAAGGUUCUGUGGUCCUAAAUUGGAUUACAGUAAGAAUCCGAGGGGGAGUGUUGUUUUAUAUCGGGACCUAAUUGAUCACCUCCGAGCUGAAGAUGUAUUAUCCCUAAACUUUUAUAUGAUCAUAUAG
Messenger RNA from Vicia villosa (hairy vetch), 762 nucleotides. RefSeq names its product protein MAIN-LIKE 2-like. The record is from RefSeq and is a predicted model, not a curated record. Gene Ontology annotation, biological process: meristem maintenance; meristem development. NCBI's taxonomy places the organism in Eukaryota, Viridiplantae, Streptophyta, Magnoliopsida, Fabales, Fabaceae. The transcript is spliced from 4 exons. Bases 19 to 762 code for a protein of 247 amino acids.